This is a messenger RNA of Loa loa (African eye worm), 5408 nucleotides long. Its product is annotated as AGC/DMPK/GEK protein kinase. The transcript has 40 exons. Gene Ontology annotation, biological process: actomyosin structure organization; peptidyl-threonine phosphorylation. The coding region runs from base 42 to 5408 and encodes 1788 amino acids. Gene Ontology annotation, cellular component: cytoplasm; cytoskeleton. Gene Ontology annotation, molecular function: ATP binding; protein serine/threonine kinase activity. The record is from RefSeq and is a predicted model, not a curated record. NCBI's taxonomy places the organism in Eukaryota, Metazoa, Nematoda, Chromadorea, Rhabditida, Onchocercidae.
GGGAAGGUGUGAUUUGACGGGAUUCGAAUUUGACGUAAACAAUGUCAUUACGUGAAGCCGGUUCAACACGUUUGAAACAGCUGGAACAGUGUUAUUUGAAUGUAUCGCGUAGUGAAGAUGUCCUUUCCAUUGAAUCAUUAUUAGAUACUCUCAUAUGUUUAUUCGAUGAAUGCUGUAGUUCUACGUUACGUAAAGAGAAAAAUAUCGCCGAUUUCGUUGAAUAUGUGAAACCAGUGGUGGUGAAAGCGAAAGCAUUACGGUUAUGUCGAGAAGAUUUCGAAGUACUUAAAGUAAUCGGACGUGGUGCAUUUGGCGAAGUGGCUGUUGUACGAAUGCGCAAUACCGAGAGGGUGUAUGCAAUGAAAAUACUGAAUAAAUGGGAAAUGUUGAAACGAGCUGAAACAGCAUGCUUUCGCGAGGAACGAGAUGUCUUGGUGCACGGAGAUCGCCGAUGGAUAACUAAUCUGCAUUAUGCUUUUCAAGAUGAACGAAAUUUGUAUUUGAUAAUGGAUUACUAUGUGGGUGGCGAUUUACUAACACUGUUAUCGAAAUUUGAAGUACGAAUACCGGAAGAUAUGGCACGAUUUUAUGUUGCUGAAAUGGUACUUGCUAUUGAUUCCGUUCAUCGAUUAGGAUAUGUCCACAGAGAUAUUAAGCCGGAUAACGUGUUACUGGAUAUCAAUGGUCAUAUUCGUUUAGCUGAUUUUGGAAGUUGCUUGAAACUACUUCCCGAUGGCACUGUUCAUUCUAAUGUUGCAGUCGGUACACCUGAUUAUAUAUCACCUGAAAUACUACGAGCAAUGGAAGAUGGUCGUGGACGUUAUGGUGCAGAGUGUGAUUGGUGGUCUCUUGGCAUAUGUAUGUAUGAAAUGCUUUAUGGUGUUGCUCCAUUUUAUGCUGAAAGUCUAGUGGAAACAUAUGGAAAAAUUAUGAGCCAUCAGGAAAUGUUAGAUUUUCCGGAUGAUAUUGAUAUUUCGGAAGAAGCGAGAGAUUUAAUGAAGCGACUAAUUUGUCCACGUGAAACACGUCUUGGCCAAAAUGGUUUUGUUGAUUUUGCAUCGCAUCCAUUCUUUGAAGGUAUCGAUUGGGAUGCUAUACGUGAAAUGGAUACUCCUUAUCGCCCGGAAGUAUCAAGUCCCACAGAUACAUCAAAUUUCGAUGUGGAAGCAUGUUCACCGGACUUCACACCUUGUGACACGAAACCACCCAAUGUUACUGCACCGUUUACUGGUCAUCAUUUGCCUUUUAUAGGAUUUACUUAUACUCACGACAGCAUGAUGUCGGAUUGCAAGAGCUUGUCGUUAUCAGGAUUAGAUUCAAGUGCUGAUUCAUUGCCAGCCCUAACAGCUGAAGCAUACGAAAGGAGAAUACAAAGACUUGAGCAGGAAAGAACGGAACUUUCUCGGAAAUUUCAAGAGGCAAAUCAUCUGAUACAAACACGUUUUCAUGGUUCGUCUCCUGACGGUGAGACAACGAAUGAUUCAGCUAAAUACGAACAAACCAUAGCUCAGUUAAAGGAUGAAGUUCAGAUCUUGAAAAAACGCUUAGCAGAAGAAAACAGUUCAUCGCUGAGGCCUGCAAAAGAUUCAAAUCAAGAAGAAUUGGAAAAGAAAAUGAAAGAACUGAAAGAGAAGAAUCGACAAUUAAUUUUGGAUAAGCAAGAUUUACAACGAGAUUUGGAGGAAACAUUUGAGAGAUUGACAAUACAAACAAGAGAAUUGAAAGAAGCUGUGAAACAUCGGGAUUUGGCUAAACAAGAUUACGAUGAACUUAAUACAGCAUUACUGGAUGAACGAGAUAAACUGAAGCGUUCAGAAAAAUUAGUCAAGGAACGUGAAUCAGAACUCUUUCAAUUGCAGCAAAAACUGGAUGCUUUUAAAUUGGAACUUCGAAAGCUCGAAAAUGUUCGAAAAGAAAUGGAAGCAACAGUAGAGCGCGCUCAUCAAGAUUUGUCAAGCGAACGUUUACUACGUGAAACAUUACAAACAAAACUUGCAUCGCAGGAGUCAAAAACUGAGAGUGAAGAGGUAGCACGAUUAACCUCUGAGUUGCAAAAAGUAAACGUGCGCUAUGCAGAAAUGGUUGACUCAGAGGAGAAAAAACGUCAACAGACGGUUGAGUAUUGGAAGUCACAAAUGGUCGACUUACAGAAUAGUUUGGACCAGCAGCAAAAGGAAUUGGUGAGACUGAAAGAGCGCCAAGAUGAGGAGAGAGCGGAAUGGCGUACAAAACAUGAGGAACAAAUAGUUAGCAUCGAAAAUCUUUAUGAAAGAAGAUUGAAAUUGUUGGAAGGAGAGAAUGCUCGGCUUGGUACGGAGAAUGAUGAGUUGAGAAGUGAUAUGACCAAGUUGCAGUCGGAAAUCAAAUCGCGGCUCUCAACAACACUUCCAUUCCCUAACACAUCCGGUCUUACUGAAAGCCAACUUCAAGAAUUGUUACAAUGGGUCAAUGAUGAAAAAGAUGCAAGAGAUUCGCUGCAGAAUUUGGCAAGUCGCUUACACGGGGAUGUGGAAUCGUUGAAAAUACAACAGUCAUCAUCAAAUAACGCUUAUUCAAAUGGAGUUCCAGUAGCAGUAAGCGGACCGGAGCGUGGUGGAUGGGGUUCACGGCGAAUGAAUAAGCAGACGAAGAUUGAACUUUUAGAAGCUCAACAAGCUCUACAAUCAGAAAUACGCGCUAAACAGCAGCUUUUGGAAGAGCUUAAGAAGAUCCGAUCUGCUUAUUUAGCCACUAAACAGCGUUUAGAUGAAUCUGAUAAACAGAUUGCUGAGCAAAAUCGUGAAAUAGAACGCCUAACCGACGAAAAAGAACAACUGUCCCGUAUUUUAGCGGAGCAUUCUGAUUAUCCUGACCAGAACAGCUCUUUUUUUAGCGUUGUUGGUGAUGUUAACAAUGAUAGAUUGUCAUCAGCAAAUGGAAGCGAUUAUGAAGUUUCAAACAGUUCAUUGAGACGACACCAGCAAUUGAAGCAACAGUCUUUUAAUAGCACUUCACCGGCAUCACCUCCAACUUAUGAAAAUACUCGAAUUCUGACGCCAACACCGAGUACAGCUUCAACAUUGGUUAUGGGCACACAGGGACGAGGAGCCAGUCCAAAAGUUAUUCAGACCUUGAAUAACGCUUUAAAUGGUAAAGGCCAUCGGUUUUCUCAUAUACACUUGCAAACACCAUCGAAAUGUGCUUAUUGUACGUCAAUUUUGAUCGGUUUGGAUCGACAAGGACUCUUCUGUCAAGACUGUCAGUAUGCUUGUCACGUUGCUUGCUUGCCGAAAGUACCGUUGGUUUGUCCGGUUCCACCGGAAGCAAGAAGACCAUUAGGUAUUGAUCCACAGAGGGGAACAGGCACUGCUUAUGAAGGAUUAGUUAAAACACCAAAACCAUCCGGAGUCAAACGAGGUUGGCAGUCAACGUAUGUUGUCGUAUGCGACUUCAAGCUGUAUUUGUAUGACUGCAGCACAGACAAACAUGGAAAAGCGAUCGAUAUUCAUCCAGUUAUCAGACAAGUUUUGGACAUGCGUGAUACGGAUUUCACAGUAACGGGUGUUACGGAAGCCGACGUUAUCCAUGCAUCAAAGUCUGAUUUACCAAAAAUAUUUCGCAUAACAACAAGCCAAAUUCACGGUACGCUGCCAACAUCGGGUAUUAAUACAACGGGGUCAACGUCAAGUAAUGGAAGCGCUUCAUCAGAAGGACCUGUUUCACGACAGUAUACCCUUCUCAUGGCAGAUAAUCAUGAAGAAAAGACGAAGUGGGUAAUUGCGUUGAAUGAAUUAAAAAGUCUUUUGCGUCGAACAAAACUCGUUGACAAGAGUGCUUUCAUGGUCAAGGAAGUGUUUGAUUCGAUAACAUUUCGUGAACUUCGAAAUGCACAAUGCGCUGCAAUUAUAGAUAAAAGCAAAAUUGUUAUUGGUUUCACAGAUUAUGGUUUAUAUGCGGUCGACCUAGAUCGUGAGUCAAUAACAAUGGUUGGUGGUGAGAAGGAAAACAAUAAACGAACAGUUGAACGUGUGGAGUAUAAUGCGGAAGAACAGCUAUUCGUGGUGUUGGUUGGUCCACAAAAAGAUCGUCAUGUUCGUCUAAUACCGAUGGCUGCGCUUGAUGGCCGUGAUUUGAAGUGGAUUAAAGUAGCAGAAACGAAAGGCUGUCAUCUGAUGACAAUGGGUGGUGGUAGCUCGAGUGAUCCAUGCCAUUAUUUCUGUGUUGCAAUCAAAAAAUCGGUGCUCGUUUUUCAAAUUGAUAGAAGUGAAAAACGACAUCGAAAGGUUCGGGAAUUGGCAAUGCCUGGACAACCACAAACAAUGGCAGUAAUGCGUGGUAAGCUAUGUGUUGGUUAUCCAUCUGGUUUUCGCAUGUGGGAUCUUGUGGAUAACACUACUACCGCAUUGGUAAACUUCGAAGAUUCAUCACUUCAGUUUCUUAAUCAAACAUUAUACGAUGCUCAUUUGAUCAUCAAUGUUAGCGGGUAUGAGCAAAAGGAAUUUCUUUUGAUAUUCUCACGUCUUGGUGUUUACGUCGAUGCACAAGGUCGCCGAUGUCGUUCACAAGAAUUAAUGUUUCCGGCUGAGGCAUCAUCGGGUGGUUUCGUUUGUAUAAUGCCACAUUUGUGUGUUUAUUCCGCAAAUGAAAUUGAUAUUUUCAAUGUGAAUAGUGCUGAGUGGGUUCAAACUGUCAAUUUGAACAAGGCAUUUCCUCUGACAAGUAACGGGUUAUUGACGAUGUGCAUGGUGAACGAUAUGCCAUACGUUGUGUUACUUUCGGAUGUACUCUCAGAUGAAGAUGCGGUAAGUAUUCCGGUUUGGACAUCGUCCAGCGUUUCGAAUACGUCAGCACUUUCUCUGAAAGGUAUGGCUGCAAAACGUCGACGGAAAUUCUCUAUACGUACAUCACGUGAUGAAGAUCGACAUGGCAGAAUUGGUGAUCGUCGAAGUCAGUUACCGAUCAGUGGUCCAUCCGAUUUUGUUCAUAUCGUUCAUAUGGGUCCUGGAGCAGGAUUGGAGUUGCAAAAUUUAAUGGAUUUAAAACAGCUUGGUCCUGCAACUCAUUCGCAGAGUAGUUCAUGUGUUGGAACCGGUGCUGCUGAUAAGGUACGUCAAUUUAUUAACCCGAUAAUGCGUUCGAGCAGUACAGCAACAGCUAAUUUGCAUGGUGCGCAAACUUUAAGUAGUAUUUCUCGUCGUGAUUUUGAAUUGAUGCAGUCCAAAACACGUCCAUUGAGUUCGCAUAGCAAAAGUUCAGAUGGUUCUUCGCUAGGACGCAAUGGCAUGCUUUGCACAGCUCAGCUAACAAGUCAAGAAAUUCAUGCUGUGGAACAUCCGGGACCGAUACGACGUCCUGUGCGAGCAAAUUCACAAAUGUCAACAACGAUCCAAGCGUCAACAGUGAAUCGAAAUGAAGUAGCUCGUAUAUAG